Messenger RNA from Vitis riparia (riverbank grape), 1995 nucleotides. RefSeq names its product protein NRT1/ PTR FAMILY 8.2-like. Gene Ontology annotation, molecular function: transmembrane transporter activity. Gene Ontology annotation, cellular component: membrane. NCBI's taxonomy places the organism in Eukaryota, Viridiplantae, Streptophyta, Magnoliopsida, Vitales, Vitaceae. The coding region runs from base 131 to 1840 and encodes 569 amino acids. The record is from RefSeq and is a predicted model, not a curated record. The transcript is spliced from 5 exons. Gene Ontology annotation, biological process: transmembrane transport; oligopeptide transport.
UGCUCUCUUUUGUUCUUUAUGCUAUUGGAGUGUACUGAUCCUUGUAGGCGGCAACCAGUUGAAGUUGAAGGCGAAUUUACAACAUAAAUGCAUUGAACAGAGCAGGCAUUUUUCUGGUUUAUGAACAACCAUGGCAGAAGAAGACAUCUACACUAAAGAUGGAACAACUGAUUUCCGUAGCAAUCCUUCAGUCAAGAAGGAAACAGGAACCUGGAAAGCGUGUCCCUAUAUCCUUGGAAAUGAAUGUUGUGAGAGAUUGGCAUACUAUGGGAUUAACACAAAUCUAGUCAAUUAUCUCAAAUUUCAACUGAACCAGCGCAAUGUUGUGGCUAUCAAUAAUGUUACUAAUUGGUCUGGAACAUGUUAUGUCACUCCACUCCUUGGAGCCUUUCUAGCAGAUGCAUACUUGGGAAGAUAUUGGACAAUUGCUGGUUUCUCCAUCAUCUAUGUCUUUGGGAUGACAUUGUUAACACUGUCAGCAUCUGCGCAUGGGUUGAAACCACUCUGUGAUGGACAAAACGUUUGCUAUCCAACAGGGUUACAGACUGCAGUGUUCUUUGUAGGACUUUACCUGAUAGCGCUGGGGACUGGAGGGAUUAAGCCUUGUGUCUCGUCCUUUGGCGCUGAUCAAUUUGAUGACUCUGAUGAGACUGAGAGGAAAAGCAAGAGUUCUUUCUUCAAUUGGUUCUAUUUUUCAAUCAACAUUGGCGCCCUUCUUGCUUCCUCUGUGCUGGUAUGGGUACAAACCAAUGUGGGUUGGGGUUGGGGUUUUGGGAUCCCUGCUGUGGCCAUGGGAAUAGCUGUUAUGAGUUUCUUCUCAGGCACCCGAUUGUACCGAAACCAAAAGCCAGGUGGGAGUCCCUUGACACGCAUCUGCCAGGUGAUAGUUGCAUCCUUGAGGAAAUUUCAAGUAGAGGUGCCUGCUGAUAAGUCUCUACUCUAUGAGACUGCAGACAGUGAAUCUGCUGUCACAGGAAGCCGCAAGCUUGAUCACACAAAGCACUUAAGUUUCUUUGAUAAGGCAGCCGUGGAGACACACAUUGAUGCGAUAAAAGGAUCAGUAGAUUCCUGGAGACUCUGCACUGUGACCCAGGUUGAGGAACUCAAAUCAAUAAUGAGGUUGCUGCCCAUUUGGGCCACUGGCAUCGUGUUUUCGGCAGUGUACAGUCAGAUGGGCACCCUAUUUGUCCUCCAAGGCAACACUAUGGACCUUCGCGUUACCGGCUCCUUCCAGAUUCCGUCAGCCUCUCUCUCACUCUUCGACACCAUCAGCGUGAUCUUCUGGGUCCCCAUCUAUGACCGUUUGAUAGUACCUUUUGCCAGGAAAUUCACAGGCCACAAAAGCGGUUUCACCCAACUUCAACGGAUAGCAAUUGGCCUGGUUAUCUCCAUAUUUGCCAUGUUAAUUGCCGGUACUUUGGAGCUCCUGAGACUGCGCAUGGUGAGGGAACACAACUACUACGAGCUCAAGCACAUCCCCAUGUCAAUAUUUUGGCAAGUCCCACAGUACUUCAUCAUAGGUUGCGCAGAAGUUUUCACCUUCAUUGGACAGUUGGAAUUCUUCUAUGAGCAGGCCCCCGAUGCCAUGAGGAGCCUGUGCUCAGCUCUUUCCCUCACAACUGCUGCACUUGGCAACUACUUGAGUACGCUGCUUGUCAACGUUGUUACAGAUGUGAGCACUAGGGGUGGAAAGCCUGGGUGGAUACCAGACAACUUGAAUUACGGUCAUCUUCACUACUUUUUCUGGCUUCUGGCUUCCUUGAGUGUGUUCAACUUGGGAGUAUAUCUCCAGGUUGCUAGGUGGUACACCUACAAGAGGACAGCGGUAGACUCCCUCUGAUGCGGUCCAUCUGCUCGAUCAUCUUUUCCAUCGGUUUAGCAAGUUGUUUGCCUUCACUUUUCGAUUUGAAUAUUUGGUUUAAUUACUUAAACCAAACGUAUUAAUUCCUGUUACAACUUCAACAAUGCAAAAUUACAUAAUUCUGCAAUUCUCUA